UGCUCGACCAAGCAGAAACGUCAUUUCACGUGUGACAUUUCACGCUGCCGGCAAGCAAACAAAGCGCCGGCGUUCGGCGUCUCUGCGAUGGGAUGGUUGAUUUUCACGAAACUCUGAAAACAUUCCUUUCGCUGGGAUGCGAAGAUGAGCCGCUUUGCUAUGCGGCGGCCCGCGUCUACAUUCAUCUCAAAGAAGAAAAACGCAUGGCGGACGUGCAGUAUCAGUACGAGAAGGAGCUCCAGUUGCUCUAUCUAACAGCACGGAAGGAUGCGGAGGCGUUGACCGACCUAUUCAUCCCGUCGGUAACAACGGGUGCAUUGAAUUUAGUGCAGGUAAAGCAUUACAGAGAAGUGAUCACACUGCCCGACGGUGAGAAGCCGAAAAGUAUCGUGCUGGCGAUCUGUGAUCCGAGUUCCACCGUGCUACUCUACCGGAUGACGCUGGGUUUGAAGGAAAUCGGCCAGAAGCUACCGUCGAAGGGGAAAAUGCUUCGGCAAAGGGCAGAGACGGGCAGUGCUAAAGGAAAUCAGUGAAAAAUCCAACAGAAACGGUCUGCGAAAGUGCCGACAAAUGCGUGGACAUGUGAUUUUAUUGUAAAUGGUGUAAAAAUAGUAAUAAUGAUCCAAUGGUUCACAAAAGCAAAUAAAAUUCACCAUUGAAAGGGCUAUUUUUGUUCGAUAAA
Molecule: messenger RNA, 682 nt
Organism: Anopheles stephensi (Asian malaria mosquito)
Lineage: Eukaryota; Metazoa; Arthropoda; Insecta; Diptera; Culicidae
Exons: 3
Coding region: 93-533 (146 amino acids)
Biological process (GO): tRNA splicing, via endonucleolytic cleavage and ligation
Molecular function (GO): nucleic acid binding
Source: RefSeq, a predicted model, not a curated record